GGCUCAGGAAGGCCAGCAGUCAAGGUCCAGCCCCUAGAAGAGAGAAUAGCUACAGAUUCUCCAUCCUCGGUCUUUGCAAGGGGACGGCUGUGCCAGCCAGGCUCGGGCAGGCUCCUGGCAGCAUGGCAGUGAAGCUCAGGGCCCUCCUGCUGGUCCUCGCGCUCAGCCUGGCACAGCCAGCCUCAGCCCACCGGAAGCUCCUGGUGUUUCUGCUGGAUGGUUUUCGCUCGGACUACAUCAGUGAUGAGGCCCUGGAGUCCUUGCCUGGUUUCAAAGAGAUUGUGAGCAGGGGAGUAAAAGUGGAUUACUUGACCCCAGACUUUCCCAGUCUCUCUUAUCCCAAUUACUACACUCUAAUGACUGGUCGCCAUUGUGAGGUCCAUCAGAUGAUCGGGAACUACAUGUGGGACCCCAUCACCAACAAGUCAUUUGACAUUGGUGUCAACAGAGACAGCCUGAUGCCUCUCUGGUGGAAUGGAUCAGAACCUCUGUGGAUCACUCUGACCAAAGCCAAAAGGAAGGUCUACAUGUACUACUGGCCAGGCUGUGAGGUUGAGAUUCUUGGUGUCAGACCUACUUACUGCCUAGAAUAUAAAAACGUGCCAACGGAUAUCAAUUUUGCCAAUGCAGUCAGCGAUGCCCUUGACUCCUUCAAGAGUGGCCGGGCUGACCUGGCAGCCAUAUACCACGAGCGCCUGGAUGUGGAAGGCCACCACUACGGCCCCUCAUCACCUCAAAGAAAAGAUGCCCUCAAGGCAGUGGACACCGUCCUGAAGUACAUGACCAAGUGGAUCCAGGAGCGGGAGCUGCAGGACGACCUCAAUGUCAUCAUCUUCUCAGAUCACGGGAUGACAGACAUUUUCUGGAUGGACAAAGUGAUUGAGCUGAAUAACUACAUCAGCCUGAAUGACCUGCAGCAAGCGAAAGACCGAGGGCCUGUUGUGAGCCUCUGGCCAGCCCCUGGGAAACACUCCGAGAUAUAUAACAAAUUGAAGACAGUGGAACACAUGACUGUCUACGAGAAAGAAGCCAUACCGAGCAGGUUCUACUACAAGAAAGGGAAAUUUGUCUCUCCUUUGACCUUAGUGGCCGAUGAAGGAUGGUUCAUAACUGAGAAUCGAGAGAUGCUUCCAUUUUGGAUGAACAGCACUGGCAAGAGGGAAGGCUGGCAGCAUGGAUGGCAUGGAUAUGACAAUGAACUCAUGGACAUGAGGGGCGUCUUCCUGGCCUUUGGACCUGAUUUCAAAUCCAACUUCAGAGCUGCUCCAAUCAGAUCCGUGGACGUCUACAAUGUCAUGUGCAAUGUGACAGGCAUCACGCCCCUGCCCAACAACGGGUCCUGGUCCAGGGUGAUGUGCAUGCUGAGGGGCCAGGCCGGCUCGGCUCCGUCCGUCCUGCCGAGCGGCUGUGCACUGGCCUUGGUCCUCCUCUUGCUGUUUGCAUAGCUGCUCCUGCUGUUGUCCCAGAACAUCCGGGAUGUGUGCCGCCAUGGCGGAAUGGUUUUCAUUUGCGAUAUGAAUAAUAGCUUCAUUAACACAAUCAAGGCCAUAAAAAUUGUAAAUAUCUUAUCUUGGAUGAUUCUAUACAUAAAAGUCCUAUUUCUUAAAAAAAAAGAGAGACCCAAACUUUGUUUUUUCUGGAGGUAAGAAAAAUUCUAGCUUUUCAUUUGUUCAACUGUAUGUCAUUUUCUCCUUUCUUUUCACGUAGUUACUCAGGUGACCUGUCCGAGCAGGGGCCUGCCCCUGCAGCAAACAGACUUUGAGCAGCUAUUGCACAGUAGCCCUGGGCCCCUCUCUGUCCCGUCUUGCACAAAGCAGGCCCUUGUCUACACCCAGGAGCAACCGUCAGGGUCUAUGGCCACAAUCCUGCACUGCUCCUUCCAUCCCAGAAAAAGGAGGUCCACAUGAAAGCAAUAGCUGCCCUCUGUUUCUGACCCAGCUCAUGGAGUUUUUUCAUUGUCUACAGAGUCCCAGAAGGGUGUAUCUUAGCUUGGACCACCAAUCAGUCAAAAUCACUAAGGACUGGAGAACUCACAGGACAAGGUGAAAGACAGGAGUUCCCUCCCAAAGUCUCGAGUGCACAAAAAUUUCUCCCUUGCUUGAGGACCAGAAAAGCUUACAACAGAUACAAGCUUCUCUGAGACUUAUCACAGUGUAUCACAGUAUAAGCCUUGCACGUGGCAGGGCCUGCGUGUUGUGGAUGGAUGGAUGGCUUGCGUGCCUGCCUGUCUAUCUGUGUGGAGACUUCCUCAGAGACCGCCACUCUUUGGUCCCAUACAGAGCAAUACCUGACAUAUCAUUACAGACUGGGAGAGGGAUGUCUUGCUAAUGAGAGUGUAGACAUACUUGCAGAAAUCUCAGUUCAUUGCUGGGAAUGGUGAUGCAUUAAGCAUAAGUUUUAUGCACCAGUGUCCUGGAGCAAUGCUUAUUUAACAAUAACAGCCAAAUGAAUCAUCGAGACCCAAAAUUCCAAGGAAAAUGGUGAGAGAGAGGGGGAUGGGGAAUAGAGAGAACAUGAUGGAGCUGAAUCCCAGUCACUAAACAACUAGUCAUUUGAUUAGGACACAGUUUGGUCAAAGCGCCACCUCAGAGACCUCUGUUCUUUAGAACCUCUGAGAAGAGCCAUUGAGCCUGAGUUGAAAUGUUUGUAGUUUAGUCAUCUAAGUUUGCUGUAGGACAUCUUGUAAAACAAGGGAUAACUGGAUUUUAAAUGAUGAUAUGUAUGGAUAUGGUACGUGUAUAUACCAUAUCACUGCAUUGCAUUAAAAAUGAGUUUGCUCUCCAUGAGGCACAUCUGCAAAUGAGAGUUUUUGUCAGGAAAAGACAGCACAUCAGGUCUCCUCAGGACAAUGAAGCCCUUAUGCAUUUACCUUGAACAAUGAAUAUCAGCGCUCGUCCUGGCUCAAGAAGGCCGGGAGCAGUCUCUGUGCCUUCAGUCAUGAGAGCAAAGGACCACUGCUUAAAAACAUUGAAUUUCUCUUCAGAAAAGAUGUCUCAGGAUUUAUGUAAUGUGUUUUUAAAGUGCCAGCAAACCAUCAAAUCAAUUGGGAAGAAGGCAAAUCAGCCUUUGUUCUCUGGCUGAAAGCAAAUUAGUGCCUUCAGAACACUGGCGGGGUCACUGAAACAGCCAUCUAUUGUUCAAGGGCUCCUUUCUCCUUGAAGGACAGGUUCUAAUGAGUUCAGUGGAGCCCACCUUCCUCCCUUGUGAAGAAGGAUCACUAAAAGAUAUCCAAGGGAUUAAAUUAAAGUGGGUCAUCAAAAUCAAGCAGGGUACAAACAUACAAACAUGUACACAGUCCUGCAUGUGUCUUUCCUGUUCUGAUCUACCAUUUUUUCCCUCACAUAUCCUUAAAAAAAUCUUCAAGUUACAUAAUAAAAUUUCAGAUAUUUGUCUGACAAAGUGUAGUUAAUAAAUAAUCUUGAAUAGAUGAACGAGAAUAAGACACUUUUGGAAUCAUGAAUAUUAAUAAAUAACAAAGAAACUUCAGACAUUG
Molecule: messenger RNA, 3493 nt
Organism: Diceros bicornis minor
Lineage: Eukaryota; Metazoa; Chordata; Mammalia; Perissodactyla; Rhinocerotidae
Gene: ENPP6
Product: ectonucleotide pyrophosphatase/phosphodiesterase 6
Exons: 8
Coding region: 123-1445 (440 amino acids)
Source: RefSeq, a predicted model, not a curated record